AUGGCGCUGGCAGGCUCGCCGUCUCACGAAGCUCGGCUCAUAGCACCGCUGCCGGUACGAUCCAGGAGCAACCGUGGAGAGAAUGUAAGCGCACAAAGUCCUGCGGCCUCAACUGGAUCGUCUCCAGUGCUUCCGUUUUUGACACCCCAAUGUACGCCAUCGCCAAGCGUAUCCUAUCAUAACUACACAUCCAGCCCUCCAAGUCUACUGAAUCCAUCGCCUCUUUCCGGAGAAAACCAGCAUCUUUUAAUUCAGCAGUUCGGCCAGGAUUCAUCCACUCCGCGGUCCAAUUCCACGUCAUUCACGUUUCGGCAGUUUUACAACAUCUCACCCGCGCCGGCAACGCAAUCGGUAUGCACAGGCUCUCCGCGCCUUGGUACACCGCUAUCACAGCCAACCUCACCGCCCGUAUUGGGAUCCUUCUCAACGCGCGGUAACCCAUACCAGCAACGGUACAUAUCGUUUUCGGACGAGAAGAUCCCGAUUAACAGUGAGGAGACACUUGCUCAACCAGUGUCUACAUCCGGAUCCAACCACUUUGUACCUGAGUUGGUCAGUCUUGCGUCUCCAGGUCGUUCGAAGGCUCAGCCGACUUUGCUGGGCUGUCAAGCUCUCGGUCCAAGCUGCAGUCCAAGUCCGGGUCCGAGCACAAAGCUCACCGCGUCGGCUGCCCACGAGAAUCACAGACCGGUCCCCUACGACAUCAAAGAUGAAACUGCUCCAGUGGAACCAUUCUAUACCCCCGCUUUUCAAUCAGCACUUCAACGGGGCAUACGCAUAGCCAAGGAGGUAGCAGAUGUCACUGCGAGUCCCGAUCAAUUCACGAGGGUAGGGCCGGACUUGCACCGACUAUGGACAGACGCUGUGGAACUGAGUAAGUUUCGGACAUCCGAGACAAGGACUGUUGCCGUGUUGGGUAAUUCUGGUGCAGGUAAGAGUAGCCUCAUCAACUCUCUUCUGGACUAUGCAGAAAUCGCACACACAGGAGAUGAUGGGGCUGCCUGCACUUCAGUCGUCACUGAGUACAGGCAGAAGACUGAUAUCCACUCCGCGCCGAUCACCAUUGAAGUGGAGCGCAUGUCCGGGCAAGAGAUUGACAACCUUGUCGAAGUGCUAGUAUGGAACUACCGCCGACUAUAUCUGCCAGGCUUGGAGAAUGAGACGGUGAGCGCAGAAGAUUACAAACAUUAUCAGAAAGAAUCGGAGCGUGCUUGGUCAUGGCUUGAACCCGCAUUCAAACACCGUCAAGAGUUUAAUGAGACUUUUCUCAGAAAUAUGUCGGAAGGGGCGCUUGAAGAAAUUAUUGAUCGCUUGAAGAAAUGGGCCAAGAAUUUGGACUGGCGUGACGGGGAGAACCCCAACAAUUGCGUACAGACGUCAACUGCGGCAACGGCAGCUGAAUGCUGCGACAUAACGGCAGCGUUCAUGCAAGACAGGCUUUGGCCAUUUACAAAGAUCAUCCGUCUUUAUCUGAGUGCUCAAGUGCUGAAGACCGGGAUCGUACUCGCGGACCUACCAGGCCUACAGGAUACUAACCUUGCGAGAGUAAAGAUGACUGAGGAGUAUCUGUUGAAGUGCGACCACAUCUUCAUAGUUGCGGAGAUAGCUCGGGCGGUGACCGACCAAUCCUUGAAGUCUUCGGUCUACGAUGUCUUAGCCCAGCGCGUACCAAUGGAAUGGGAAGCCGCUGCAGGGAAAUAUUUGAAUUUUGCAAUCGUGUGCACAAACUCAGACAAAAUCAAUGAGAAAACGGCGAGGAGAGACUACUGCGGGGCUGGCAAACGUAUCCAGCAAGCGGUGAUGGACAGUCUUGAUGUCGAGAUUCAAGCGGCCAGGAAUGCCAACAAUCUGAGCCUCACCGAGAGGUUGCAACGGAGACAAAAGUUCCUCCUGGUAGAUGCUAGGAACGAGCGUGUCAAGGAUGGCCUUCAAGAGGGCUACCGUACCAAAGUUCCCGGAGGCAUGCUAGAGGUUUUCUGUGUUUCUAAUACCACUUACGAGAAAUAUUCCGCGGAAGGUGUUGUCGAUAUGGUCAACGCAAGUGGCAUUCCUGAGCUUCGCCGCUUUUGUUACUCCGUCACCGCAGAAGCACAGUUCCUCGAGGCCAAGCAUUUCCUUCAGUCGAGGCUCUCCAGUAUGCUGAGCUCCAUCCAGCUCUGGACAACCCGCUGCCCUGAUGGUUCAGUUAAUCAGCUUCAGGAAUACAUUCCGGAAUCGGGUUUACCAGUGGACUGGUGUGUUGCUCUCCGUGAUUCUACUAGAACAAUCUCUGAAACACGGACAGAAAAUCGAGCCACAUUCUGGGAAGACGCUGCCAAGGACAAGGGCUUGGAAUGGUUUUCGGUAUGCAGUUACAGCUCCAAAAGCCGGAAAUGGAGACACUCGUUGACAAAAUCGCAGUGGCAUCAGUCUCAAUACAAUGCAUGGUGCCAGAACAACGGUAACCAUAGCACGGACAAACUUGACCAUGUCUGCUGGAAUGCCGAACUCAUCUGGAAGAUGAGAAUGGAGCUUGACCUCGAGUGGGACAUAUUGGAAGAAGAGAUCCCUGACAUAUUCGACGACCUUCUACAAGCUAUCAAGGGCCAUACUAACUUAGCGCGAAUAGGACUGAGGCUUGAUCCAGCAUUGCAUCAAAGCAUAGAUUCCAGGAUCAGAGAUAUCGAGUACAGGUUUGGCCUGACGAGGCGGGAGUUUGGUCGAGGGAUCAGGACCAUUCGACGUAACGCGUCUGAAGAUAACGAAUGCUCAUAUAUGUUGAAAGAGAUGAUGCCUGCCUACCGCGACGCCAGUCGCCAGAUCGGGACGGGGAGGACCCGCCGACAGCAGAACAUAGUGCAAGGCCGCAUAACGAAUGGAGACCUAUUCCACAAUAUCUCCGAGUCGAUCGACAAUCACAUGAGUGGAUUGAUCGAGAACACCUUCGAGAAGCUUGAAGAGAAGGUCCAAGUCCUGCUGGUCCUUGUCCGCGCGGAUCUGAACAUGGCGGCUGGAGGCGAAGCCCGCCCCACUGAGCAUGAGACUGAUGGUCAGGUCUCUGAAGCGUGCCGACUGCGGCUGGCUGAGCAUUCUCCGAGAUGGAGGGCACAUCAUCAGCAACUGCUUAAGGAUAUCGCGUCGAUGAUCUGA
This is a messenger RNA of Coniosporium apollinis CBS 100218, 3129 nucleotides long. RefSeq lists its product as uncharacterized. Lineage: Eukaryota; Fungi; Ascomycota; Dothideomycetes. The transcript is spliced from 12 exons. Bases 1 to 3129 code for a protein of 1042 amino acids. The record is from RefSeq and is a predicted model, not a curated record.